UCUCUAUAGUCAUAAAAAUCGCUGUCAAAUAUAUUUAUAUAUAUAAAUAAAUACAUCUAUAUAUACAUAUAUAUUCACUUAAAACUAUUUUCAUUGUUCAUUACAAUUAAAUAUAUUGAAAAGAAAUUCGUGAUUAACGCUUUUGAGUGCUCUGUCAAAAAUAAUAAUUUUAUCAUCAUUUUAACGCUAAAUAUUUGAAUAUUUUUUUUCUACAAUAAAUUUUUUUUAUGGUAGGGUUAUAAUAAUGAAUUAAUAAUUUAAUUAAUGGAGUAGCCUAUUUACUAGUAUUUUUGGUCUAAUUCAACUCAUGGAAAUGGGUUUAACGGAUACAAGUUUUGAAUUACUAUUAACUCUGUGGAGGAUUUGGUUCAAAACCCAACAUCAGUUCUUUAAUAUCUUCAUUUAUAGUCGAAUUCCUUUUCGUAGGUCACAGUAAUAUUGAUUAUUAGCCAUUUAUCUGAAUCAUUGUGACGUCAGGAAUAUCCACGCCAAUGACACCGGAAUCGAACAAUGAUCAUCAACCUCCAGGACGUGAAACUUGGUCUGGAAAAGUUGACUUUCUUCUUUCAGUUAUUGGAUUUGCUGUAGAUCUUGCAAAUGUCUGGAGAUUUCCAUAUCUAUGUUAUAAGAAUGGCGGUGGUGCGUUUCUUAUUCCUUAUGGCAUCAUGCUAGUUGUUGGUGGCAUUCCUUUGUUUUAUAUGGAACUAGCAUUGGGUCAAUAUAAUAGAAAAGGGGCUAUCACAUGUUGGGGCCGUAUCGUUCCAUUGUUAAAAGGAAUUGGCUAUGCAGUUGCAUUGAUUGCAUUUUAUGUCGAUUUUUACUAUAAUGUUAUAAUCGCUUGGGCUCUUCGUUAUUUUUUUGCAUCAUUUACGGACUUACUACCGUGGACCACUUGUAAAAAUCCUUGGAAUACACCUUUGUGCCAUGAAUUUAACAUAAAUCAAUCUGAAAUGCAAGCUGAAUGGAUAACAUCUGAACACCAUAAUAUAUUUAAUCAAAGUACUGGCGAUCUUCCGAGCUUAGCGCCAAAUUUUUAUGUCUGGACCAUUGAUUCAGGAGAUGCUGAAAAUGCAUCCAGAUUUACUAGUGCUGCUCAAGAAUACUUCAACCGAGCAAUUCUUGAACUUCAUCGAAGUACAGGAGUAGAUGAUUUAGGAAUCAUCAAAUGGGAUAUUGCUUUAUGUCUUCUCAUCGUUUAUCUUAUUUGUUACUUCUCUUUAUGGAAAGGAAUUUCAACGUCAGGAAAAGUUGUCUGGUUUACUGCUCUUUUUCCUUAUGUUGUACUUCUUAUUCUUCUUAUCCGAGGAGUCACCCUACCAGGAAGUGCAAAAGGAAUAAACUAUUAUCUAAGUCCUAAUUUCUCAGCAAUAACAAAAGCCGAGGUUUGGGUGGAUGCUGCAACACAAGUUUUCUUUUCAUUGGGACCUGGCUUCGGGGUUCUCUUAGCUUAUGCAAGUUACAACGAAUAUCACAACAAUGUCUAUAAAGAUGCAUUGCUGACCAGUGCAAUAAAUAGUGCGACUUCAUUUAUUGCUGGUUUUGUCAUUUUUUCCGUUCUUGGAUAUAUGGCUCAUGCAAGCGGGAAGUCUAUCGAUGAGGUAGCUACAGAAGGCCCAGGUCUUGUAUUUAUUGUGUAUCCUGCUGCCAUUGCUACCAUGCCCGGGUCAGUUUUUUGGGCAUUAAUAUUCUUUAUGAUGCUUUUGACUCUUGGCCUCGACAGCUCGUUCGGUGGUUCAGAAGCAAUUAUAACUGCGUUGAGUGACGAAUUCCCAAUCAUAGGCAAUCAUCGAGAAAUAUUCGUCGCAUGUCUGUUUUCAUUUUAUUUUUUGAUUGGUCUUGCUUCAUGCUCACAAGGAGGAUUCUACGUAUUUCACUUACUUGAUCGCUAUGCAGCGGGCUACUCAAUGCUCUUUGCUGUUUUCGCAGAGUCGAUCGCAGUGAGUUGGAUUUACGGAACCGACAGAUUCUGUGAUGAUAUCAAAGACAUGGUUGGCUCCUCACCAGGAUUCUAUUGGCGUGUGUGCUGGAAAUUUAUUGCUCCGUUAUUCAUUAUUUUUAUUAUCAUUUAUGGCUUGAUGGGUUACGAGCCAUUAUCGUUUGAAGACUACACAUAUCCUCAGUGGGCAAAUAUCGUUGGAUGGAUUAUUGCUUCGUCUUCCGUCAGUAUGAUCCCUGGAAUAGCGAUAAUUCAAUUAAUCGUUACACCUGGGACUUUUAUUGAGAGACUAUCCUAUCUUACGACGCCAUGGAAGGAUAAUCAAUCAACAGAUAAAAACAUGAAAUCAUCUGUCAGUUCAUUAACGAAUGGAGCAUUCAAAACAAGCUUAGUCCAAGUACAGAACUGUAAUAAUAAUCAAAAUUCAUUUCUCAUGUUGAAGAAACAGAGAAAAAUCUUUCGACCAAUUAAAAAAAACCACCUAUGCUCCGAACCAGUCUAAAGUAGUUAUGAUUUUUUGACAAUAAUUGAUAUUGUAUAUAAUGGUCUAAAUAUUUUGUAUCAACGAAAACUUUAGCAUGUUGAAAACGACAAAAAAAGAAUCGAUUUGGAUUCAUAUAAAUGUAAAACUUCAUCGUAAAUGGUCGAGGCAUCUGAAUGAAUGACUUUGAAUUAAGUAAUUUCUUGAAUGUUGUUAGAAAUCAUCGUAGGAUUAAGUAAAAGAUAAAAGUGCAUAAACAAAAUGUAACGAAACCAUCAUACAAAUUAAUCUGAGUCUAAAAAUUGAUAGAUUAUUUUCCAAUCUUUUUUAAUCUUGCAAUUUGAAGAAGUCUUGUUAGAUUCCGAAGAAGAAAUCCGUAUCUGAUAUGUAUUACAUACACAAUUUUUGUUAUGAACAUUAGCAUCCGUGAAAAGAACGUGUCUGAAAAUUUUUAUGAAUAAGUAAGUUGUUAAAUAUUUUUUUGACGCUCUAAAAAUAACUAGAUGUUUAAAUGUCUUUAAGGAAAUUAUGAUUCAAUUCAAACAUCGUUCAUCAAUUGAAGUUACAUAACAGUAGAAUAAUAAACAUCAUAUAAAUUUAGAAAAAUAUUUUCUCAUUACUAAAAAAUUUGACACCGGAUUUAUGUUAUGGUAAAUAAUGUUUUAAUGUCAAGAUGAAUAGUGGCAUUUAGGCUAGUAUAAAAACAGCGUCGUCUGCAAAGUCGUUAUUUGUCGUAUCUUAUUCACAACAAAUUUAUCAAAAAAUCCAAUCAUAUGGCAUCAUUACCUGUAUUCCAUUUAAUUUGUCCGACGCUCUUGCUUAAUCAUAGGUUGGGGAUGGGUAAUAAUAAUACUGAUAUUUUAAAAAAACUUUCCAAAUCAUCAAUGUUUAUAUCGUUCAGCUUUCACACUUUCGAUGACCUUGAAAUUUGAGUAUGGUAUCAAUGUGAUUAUGCUAAUCAAUUCAAUCCACGUAUUACCUGUAUAACUUUACGUUGAUUAUAUUCUUGUUAAAUAAUGAUCAAAGUAGAAGAGCAGCUUAAUUGCUAUUUUUUAGUAUAUGUGGACACAUAAUUUCAAACGAUUCUAUUUGAGCCAUGCCGUUUACUCUCUCACGAUUGAAUGUUGGCAAAAUUAUAUCUUUUCGAAUUUCCUCUAAAACUGAAAAACUUUCGGGAAACCUAUUCUUCGUCUCGAAGAAUAUAUAUUCCAUCAUUUACAACAUGAUAUUAUAAUGACAUAUCGAAGUUAUAAGAGACAUGAAGAUUAAAAAACCUUAUGAGCGCUAAAUACCUUUUUCUAUUAUAAUUUGGGCGUAUAUAGUAAUUAUUAUGAACAUUGCAAACUGAGAAAUAGUGCUGAUUGGCGUUCAUUUAUCUAUUAUAAAGUUUUGAGUCAAGUAUAACCAAUAUCUUGCAUGAUGAUAGUGUUGAAACACCAGUUCAACAUUUCAAGUGACCUUUCGCUCAUCAAUAGAGUCUCUGCAUAAGAUAUUGCUGAAUUUCAAGAUGAUCAACAAAGAAUUCCCUUUUUUUUUAUAAGUAGACUGAAAAACUUCAUGAUAUGAAAAUAGGCUGGAACUUGAACAAUAUUUGUUUCGUCCUGACUACUUGAAGUUUGACAAAGUAUUGUUGACUGAUAAACUUUCCAUAAAUUUCUCAUUGGUUUAAGAAUUUAUAUUCUUUCAUCAUUUUCGGGAUGAUUUCUCCACAAACUAUUAAAGAAAAGGGUAAGAUGGUAGUUUUUAUGUAGAAUCGGAGGAUUUAUAAUUUAUCGUUGAAAAAGUUUUUUAUAUCCCAUAAAUUUUUGGAGAUUAUUAGAAAAAAAAUUGUUUAUGGGUUGUUCCUACUUUUGCCUGGAGUUGAAGCUUUUUUUUUUUAAGAAAAAUUGAUCUCAAUGACAUUAAGAUUAUUUUCUCCUAUUUUCAUCAGUAUUACCCAAAAUCUACGUUCCACCUUAAUUUUACGGGAUGACAUUGGAUGAUUUCUCGAAUAAAAUUUGUACGAAGUCGACAUCUACAUUUGUCAACAAAGUUGUGGAAUCAGAAAAACUCUGACAUUCGUGCAUACACUCACACACAUUCAUAAAUUUCUCUGAAAACUAGUCGGUAUGCAUGUUAUACUUCAAAACGUGCCAAAAUCAUAGAUGAACUCCGAGCCCUAAGAAUCGGUUCUACUACAACAACUUUCUAAAGUAGAAUCGAAAAAAAGUGUGUUUUCAUAAAAAAGAAUAUUUUUAACAAUCUUACAUUUUCAUAAUAACUACUUUGCAGACGCUGACCCACAUAUGUAUCAUAUAUUCAUGUGUACGUGUAUGUAGACUCAGUCCUUUGAACAUCAACUAGUUUACCAUAUAUAACCCCUAGAGACCAUUCAUAAAUCAGUACAGUUGAAGAAAACCCUCAAUCAAACUGAAUAAAUACCUUAUCACCGCAAUUCCAUAUAAUUGCAUACAACAUGACUUAUAAUUAUAAAUUAUGAAUUAGUGCAUUUAUAAAACAAUACUUAUCUAAAAUUAUUCAAGUAAGAUUUCAAAAAAAUUACAAGCGAUAUGAAUUUCAAUCCGAAUUUUUUUAUUGCAAAUUUGGCCAGAGAAGAGUAAGAUCCCGAUAAAUAAUCGGCACAAACGAAAUUGGAGGUCCAUUUAUAUUAUCCGAGUUGUCACGACAGCCAUCAGUGACAUUUCAGAAACUUAUAAAGCUUCAUUGAAUUUUUAUCAUUUUAUUAUUUAGUAUGGAAAGAAGAUUCCUAACGGCCCCACCAUCAUUGCUGAUAUUUUAAUGCUUAGGACAUAAUCAGACGGAUGAAACACUUUCUAUAGAGUAAAUAAUAGGUAUUAUCAAAUAUAUAUAUAAUCUCUAUUCAUAUGUGAUAAAAGGACUGAAAUGUAAAUGUUUGUUCAAGAGCCAUAUUGAUCAAACAUGUGGAAUUUAGUGUUAUUUAAAUUAUAUGUCUGAUCAAAAUAAAUUGUAGUAAACAAUGGACCAACUAAAAGCCUACCAAAAUAA
Molecule: messenger RNA, 5423 nt
Organism: Chelonus insularis
Lineage: Eukaryota; Metazoa; Arthropoda; Insecta; Hymenoptera; Braconidae
Gene: DAT
Product: Sodium-dependent dopamine transporter
Exons: 12
Coding region: 492-2438 (648 amino acids)
Biological process (GO): sodium ion transmembrane transport; dopamine uptake involved in synaptic transmission
Cellular component (GO): plasma membrane; presynaptic membrane; neuron projection
Molecular function (GO): dopamine:sodium symporter activity
Source: RefSeq, a predicted model, not a curated record